AUGAUAAGUAUUGUCAUAAGAAUAUGUCUCAUUUUAUUUAUUUUUUUAAAUUUCAGGUACGAAUUCAGGUUAAGAGAUUUCGUUCGUUUGAAAAUGGCUUUAGAUUACACGCCGGUACCUACCAUAAGACCCUAUCCGAAUUUCAAUGCCGCCGAAGAUGGUACAGCUUUACGGGAAGCCAUGAAAGGAUUUGGAACAGAUGAAGAAGCCAUUAUUGGAAUUUUAACAAAUAGAUCAAAUAGUCAAAGGCAAGAAAUUGCAAAAUUUUUCACCGAAGAAUACGGACGAAAUCUUUUGGAAGAUUUAAAGAAAGAAUUGGGAGGAAAUUUCGAAGACUUAAUACUCGCUCUAAUGAUACCUCCUGUCGAAUAUUUGUGCAAGCAACUGAACAAAGCCAUAAAAGGUUUAGGCACGGAUGAUUCUUGCCUAAUCGAAAUCCUUUGCUCUCGAAGCAAUCAACAAAUUCAAGAAAUAGUCGACUGCUACGAAGCCAAAUACAAUCGGCCGUUUGCCGAACACUUGUGCAGCGACACUUCUGGAGAUUUUCGCCGUUUUUUAACGUUGAUCGUAACCGGAGUUCGUAAAGACGCGACCAACGUGGACCCGGAUGCUGCACGAGAAUUGGCUGAGAAACUUUACGCUUCCGGCGAGGGAAAACUAGGAACGGACGAAGAAGUUUUCAACAAGAUAUUCGCACACGAAAGUUUUCCACAACUCAGGCUCAUAUUCGAAGAGUAUAAGAAUAUCGGAGGUCGUACGAUAGAACAGGCAAUUAAAAAUGAAUUAUCCGGAAACAUGAAGGAAGCCAUGUUGGCAACAGUCGAGUGCGUACAACAUCCUCCGACAUUUUUUGCCAAACGAUUACAUUCGGCCAUGGCGGGAAUGGGAACAGAUGACGUCACACUCAUUCGAAUAAUCGUUUGCAGAAGCGAAAUUGAUUUGGAAAAUAUUAAACUCGAAUAUGAGAGACUGUAUGAGAAAACAUUGGAAAGCGCUGUGAGAAGCGAAACUCACGGACAUUACAAACGAGCAUUGUUAUCAAUUAUCAACGCCAAAGCACAAGACGAAUAA
Molecule: messenger RNA, 1071 nt
Organism: Pediculus humanus corporis (human body louse)
Lineage: Eukaryota; Metazoa; Arthropoda; Insecta; Psocodea; Pediculidae
Product: Annexin-B10, putative
Exons: 9
Coding region: 1-1071 (356 amino acids)
Cellular component (GO): cytoplasm
Molecular function (GO): calcium ion binding; calcium-dependent phospholipid binding
Source: RefSeq, a predicted model, not a curated record